This is a messenger RNA of Stegastes partitus (bicolor damselfish), 2000 nucleotides long. RefSeq names its product serine/arginine-rich splicing factor 11-like. The coding region runs from base 199 to 1545 and encodes 448 amino acids. The record is from RefSeq and is a predicted model, not a curated record. Gene Ontology annotation, cellular component: nucleoplasm. Gene Ontology annotation, biological process: RNA splicing. The transcript is spliced from 12 exons. Lineage: Eukaryota; Metazoa; Chordata; Actinopteri; Pomacentridae. Gene Ontology annotation, molecular function: RNA binding.
ACGCAUGCGCACUUGGUUCGAGAAUCACUCAAUAUGGCGGCCAAGUGCUACAGCCUGUUGUUGUAGUCGGUAGCAAACACUUAGCCCGCUAAUUAGCGACGAACAAACCCAUUAACGAACGAGUGGAUAGCCGUUAAUGAGACUUCGGACUCGUGUUUUAGCGGCAGUGUUGCGGUGUAAACGGAGACAGGCAGAAAAAUGAAUUACACGACGAAGGUUGUCCAGGUGACGAAUGUGUCGCCGAGCACAACGUCGGAGCAGAUGAGGACCCUGUUCGGGUUUCUGGGGACCAUCGAGGAGCUCAAGUUAUUCCCACCAGAUGAUUCUCCAAUGCCGGUGACGUCGCGGGUCUGCUUUGUGAAGUUCCAGGAGCCAGAGUCGGUCGGCGUGUCCCAACAUCUGACUAACACUGUGUUUGUGGACAGAGCCUUGAUCGUGGUACCAUUUGCUGAAGGAUCUAUUCCAGAUGAGGCUAAAGCUUUGUCACUGUUGGCGCCAGCAAAUGCUGUUGCAGGAAUUCUGCCAGGAGGAGGCCUUCUUCCAACGCCUAAUCCCAUCCCCAAUCCACCUCUUGGAGCGAACCCCUUCGGCGGUCCGAACAUGGAUGCAAUGGCAGCAUUCGGAUUCCCUGGACCCAAUAUGAAUCCCCAGGCUGCUGACCAGCUGUUAAAGUUCAUGACAGAUCCAAAACUGAAUCCCCUGGCUGCUGGCUUAAACCUGAAUCCAGGUCUGAAGGCUGACGCAUCCAAUAAAGAGAUUGAAGAGGCCAUGAAGAGAGUCAGAGAGGCCCAGUCGCUCAUUUCUGCUGCUAUUGAACCUGGACAUAAGGAGAGCAAAAAGAAGCGCUCUCGGUCCCGGUCCAGGUCCAGAAGAAGGCGGUCCAGAUCGCGUUCAAGACACAGGCGAACCAGGAGCAGAUCAAGGCGCCGGUCAAACUCGAGAAGCCGGAGGCGCUCCAAAAGCCCACGCAGGAGACGCACCCACUCCAGAGACAGAGGCAGGCGAUCUCGAAGCAGAUCCAGAGAGCGAAAGAAAGAUGAUUCUGGGAGAAGAAGAUCCAAAACGCCUCCCAAAAGCUACAGCACAGCCAGGAGGUCACGCAGUGUGAGCCGGAGACGCAGGAGAAGUCGCAGCAUCAGCCGAUCUCCCAAGAAGUCCCCCAAAAGGAGAAGCUCUCGAUCUCCGUCCCCUCGAAGACACAAGAAGGAAAAGAGGAGGGAUAAGGAAAGGGAACGCGAUCGCAGGAGUGACAAAGAGCGCGUCCGUGAUGAACGGGAGCGCUCCCCCAGCAAGAAAAAGAAAAGCAAAGACAAAGAACGGGAGCGUGAAAGGAAAUCGGAUGGAGAGAAGGGAGACGUUAAGAUCACGAGGGAUUACGACGAAGAAGAACAAGGCUACGACAGCGAGAAGGAGAGGAAGGAUUCAGACGACUCCGCUCUGUCUCCUCAGUCAGUGGAGGGCAACGGCACAGCGCGGCUCGCGAAGCACGCCAAAGUAAACGGCGCCGACGAUCACCACGAAGAGGACAUGGACGUCAGCGACUGAUUUGUCCGCCCGGCUCCGUCCCACACUAUCCCUCCGUUUUGGUUGUGAACAUGUUAUUACUUUUUCCCAAAUGGGGUAACUCUAAAAUGUGAAGUGUUUGAAAUGUAUAAGUUUAUCUCUCAGAAGAGAAGUUUUGCUCUUUUUGCAAAUGUAUACUGCAGAGUUGUUUGCCCGAGGAUACUCUCCUGGUUUGUCACAUCACUUUGAAUCUUCUUUUUCCUCUUUGCCACUACAGAUGUACUCUGACUGGAAGUAGGCUUGCUUUGGUUAUACGAGUUCUGUCUCUUCUUCACGUAUCGUGUCUUUUCAUUAUCGUUUUGUGUUGUGCUGUGAUGCUCAGGCCUCUCUGCCCACCUUCUCCAUACGGUUACUGCAUUUAGCUUCUUGUUAUCUUAAAGUGCUGAUUGUUUUAUCAAGGAUUUCUUUUAUAUAAUAAAGCCUAUUAGGAGAACUAC